Messenger RNA from Caenorhabditis elegans, 273 nucleotides. RefSeq names its product MS Related Protein (gene msrp-6). The record is from RefSeq and is marked reviewed. Bases 1 to 273 code for a protein of 90 amino acids. Lineage: Eukaryota; Metazoa; Nematoda; Chromadorea; Rhabditida; Rhabditidae. The transcript has a single exon.
AUGAGACGUCAAACGACUGCCAUCUUUGUUCUCCUUGGGCUUCUCGCCGUCUUUGUGGUCCAAGGAUCAACUGAAGACACUGGUUCAACUCCAACUGCAGAUAAUGCUCCUGCUGCAUCUAAUGGCACCGCAGCACCUCUUUCAACUGCAAAUGAAACAUCAGCUGACCCGGCUGGAACUCCUGAACAAGCUGCUGAAGCAACUGUAUCAUCAUUCACUUCAAUCCACUCAAUCUUCGCUGCUUCUGCUGUGGUUUUGGCUCAUGCUCUCUAA